This is a messenger RNA of Aspergillus terreus NIH2624, 660 nucleotides long. Its product is annotated as rhodanese-like domain-containing protein. The coding region runs from base 1 to 660 and encodes 219 amino acids. Gene Ontology annotation, molecular function: thiosulfate-cyanide sulfurtransferase activity. The transcript is spliced from 2 exons. Gene Ontology annotation, cellular component: mitochondrion. The record is from RefSeq and is a predicted model, not a curated record. NCBI's taxonomy places the organism in Eukaryota, Fungi, Ascomycota, Eurotiomycetes, Eurotiales, Aspergillaceae.
AUGGCCUCGCUCAUCUCCCUCCGCCGUCCGCUGACAGGGCUCGCCUCGCGCGCAACCAAGCCGCACACACUGACGCCCAUCGCCGCGACGAGCACCCUCCUCCCCCGCCGCUUCGGAACCCUCCUGCACACACCCCGGGUAACACCCCGGGCCGCCGCGGCGCUGCCGCUGAAGCCAGUCUUUGCGCAGAGCAUCCGGCGCAACAGCGACAGCAGCGAUAACAGCGACAACAGCGGCGAACCGACGCUGAGAAAAUGGGGCUUUGAAGAUAUCAACGCCGCCCUCCCGUCCGAGACAACCUCGCCGACGCACUCGCCGCAGAGCAAGAUGAUCCUCGUGGACGUGCGCGAGCCCGCCGAGCUCACCGCUACGGGCAUCAUUCCGUCCGCCGUGAGCGUGCCGCUCACGUCGCAGCCGGAUGCGCUGUUCCUGACAGCCGAUGAGUUCGAGACGCGGUUCGGGUUCCCCAAGCCCGGAGAGGGGCAGACGGGCGACGUCGUCUUCUACUGUAAGGCGGGGGUGCGGGCGCGCAUCGCGGCGCAGUUGGCGGUGCAGGCUGGGUAUGAUCCUGCGCGCGUGGGGGUUUAUCUUGGUAGUUGGUUGGAUUGGGCGGAACGGGGUGGGAGGGUUGAGAAGUGGGAGGGGCCGGAGAAUGAGUAG